AGAGGUUUGCGGAGCCGAUCUCGAGGGGGUUUCUUCUAGGGUUAUUGACGGUAGACGUACGGAAAAUUUCCUUUCGGCCAGAUCUUGUCCUUUUCUUCUCCUUAUUGAUCCCUCCUCUGAUUUCCUUUUUCUUCGAAGAUUUGCAUUUGUCUGGCCUCAAUACUUCUUGUGAGUGUUAACAUAGGGUAACGAAAUCUUGAAUUUGUUGACAAGGUUGGUUCUGCUGCUCUGUGAAUAAUUUAUGUGAGACGUCUUUCGAUUCGGCCUACGUUAUGUUUUCUCAAGAAACAGUUUCUUGAGACGUUCCAUUUGUUCGUUUCAAAGAUUUCACGAGGGAGCCAUACUCUGUUCGGUCUCGUCUGCCGCGGUGCUUAUUUUUUGGUGGAUAAAGGAUACAAUAUCCUCAGGGAAAAUAGUAGAAAACAAUUUUGUCUGGUCUCAUUCUUUAAGUGUUAACCUAGGGUUGCGAAGUCUUGAAUCAACAAGUGUGGCUCGGAAGGUUUGAUCUGCCGCUCUGCGAAUAGUAUAUAUUUCAUUACGGCGUCAUAACUGCCCGUUCUUGUCUGCUGCACUUGGGGUUUUCCUUCGAGUCUCAUUCUCGAGUGUUUACCUAGGGCUGCAAAAUCUUGAAUUAAGAAGUGUGGUUUAUAAGGAACUUUUGGGUGAUUAAAGGAUCAUGGCCAAGCAUCAUCCUGAUCUCAUCAUGUGUCGGAAGCAGCCAGGGAUAGCCAUCGGCCGUUUGUGUGAGAAAUGUGAUGGGAAGUGUGUCAUCUGUGACUCUUAUGUUCGCCCAUGCACCCUUGUACGUGUGUGUGACGAGUGCAACUAUGGAUCAUUCCAGGGAAGGUGUGUAAUAUGUGGUGGAGUCGGGAUAUCUGAUGCUUACUAUUGCAAAGAAUGCACUCAGCAGGAAAAAGAUCGUGAUGGGUGUCCCAAGAUUGUUAAUUUGGGAAGUGCCAAGACCGAUCUGUUCUAUGAACGUAAAAAGUAUGGAUUUAAGAAAAGAUGAUCCAUAUCCAAUUUUCAUAUGAUGAUUAGCAUUAUAAUGAAACUGCUGAAUUCAAAACCCCUGUAGUAGUUUAAAUAUAUUAGUGCUGCCAAAGUUGGUGGCAGUCCGUUUCAACAUUUCCUAGUUCUCAUAUAAGUAGAAUGUACUGGAGAAUUAAAGAAGCAAUGCAAAAUUGUAAAGACCA
This is a messenger RNA of Musa acuminata AAA Group (dessert banana), 1193 nucleotides long. RefSeq names its product PHD finger-like domain-containing protein 5A. The coding region runs from base 677 to 1009 and encodes 110 amino acids. Gene Ontology annotation, biological process: mRNA splicing, via spliceosome. Gene Ontology annotation, cellular component: U12-type spliceosomal complex; precatalytic spliceosome; catalytic step 2 spliceosome. NCBI's taxonomy places the organism in Eukaryota, Viridiplantae, Streptophyta, Magnoliopsida, Zingiberales, Musaceae. The record is from RefSeq and is a predicted model, not a curated record. The transcript has 3 exons.